Molecule: messenger RNA, 1423 nt
Organism: Gavia stellata (red-throated loon)
Lineage: Eukaryota; Metazoa; Chordata; Aves; Gaviiformes; Gaviidae
Gene: HPX
Product: hemopexin
Exons: 10
Coding region: 1-1350 (449 amino acids)
Source: RefSeq, a predicted model, not a curated record
AUGGGGGUCCUCACCACUGCCGUCUGCCUGGCCUGGGCCCUGGCCCUGGGGUGCGCCCACCCCCUGACCCACAGCAAACCGGAGGCAGCGGGAGGAGGGCACCCCCAUGGGGCUGAGCCCCCCAGCAACGACACUGACCUGGCCCAGCUCUGCUCGGACGAGGGCGGCUUCGACGCUGCCACGCUCAGCGAGAACGGCACCAUGCUCUUCUUCAGAGGUGGGGAGGUCUGGGAGAGCUCCCGGGGGGGGGCCCGGCUCCACACCCGCCCCCUGGCCACAUCCUGGCCCGAGCUGGGGGGACCCGUCGAGGCAGCGCUGCGCCUGCACCGCCGGCAGCACCCCCAGGAGCACCAGAGCCUCUACCUCUUCCAGGGCGAGCAGGUCUGGGCCUAUGCUGGGGGGCAACUGCGUCCCGGCUUCCCACGGCGUGUGGGGGACGAGUUCCCGGGGGUCCCCGGGGGGGUGGACGCCGCCGUUGAGUGCCACCCCGAGGAGUGCGGGGGCGAGACCGUCCUCUUCUUCAAGGGGGACACGGUGUACUCCUUUGACCUGGCGCUGCGGGUGACGAAGUCGCGCACGUGGCCGGGGCUGGGCCCCUGCGACGCCGCCCUGCGCUGGCUGGAGCGGUACUACUGCCUGCGGGGGACCCAAUUCCAGCGCUUCGACCCCCUCACCGGCGAGGUGCCCCCCGGGUACCCCCGCGAUCUCCGGGACUACUUCAUACCUUGCCCGGGCCGAGGGCACGGGCAGGGGAAUGCCUCGUGGGGGGACGCCGGUGACCGCUGUAGCGAGACGCCCUUCCAGGCCCUCCUCUCCGACGACACCGGACGCAUCUACGCCUUCCGCGGGGGUCUCUCCUUCCGCCUGGACUCACGGCGGGACGGGCACCACGCCUGGCCCCUGGGACAGACGUGGCCGGGGCUGGAGGGAGAGGUGGACGCCGCCUUCGCCUGGGACGGACGCACCUACCUGAUACAGGGCUCCCAGGUCUCCAUCUUCCUCUCGGAGCAGGGCCACCGGCGAGUGCUGGGGUACCCGCGGGCACUGCAGGAGGAGCUGGGGGUCCCCAGCGUCGACGCAGCCUUCACCUGCCCCGGCUCUGCCGACCUCUACCUCAUCACAGGGGACCGUGUUCAGCUGGUGGACCUGACGCAGACACCGCGGCGCGCGGGCAAGCCGGUGCCGCUGCCCCACGACCAUGUAGACGGCGCCAUGUGCACCGACGAUGGCGUCUUCCUCUUCCACGGCCCCAGCUACCACCAGUACCCCAGCGUGGCCCAGCUGCUGGGGGACCAACAGCCCGCUCCCCCCCAGAGCAUCGCCACCCACUUCUUCCACUGCCCCCACUGACCGGGGCCGGUGCCACCACCUGGGUCCCCGCGGUGCCGCUGGUGCCGGGGCUCUGCUGGCCCCAGCCUGCCUG